This is a messenger RNA of Tribolium castaneum (red flour beetle), 1029 nucleotides long. RefSeq names its product Proteasome beta5 subunit (gene Prosbeta5). Lineage: Eukaryota; Metazoa; Arthropoda; Insecta; Coleoptera; Tenebrionidae. Gene Ontology annotation, molecular function: threonine-type endopeptidase activity. The transcript has 3 exons. Gene Ontology annotation, cellular component: proteasome core complex. The coding region runs from base 151 to 990 and encodes 279 amino acids. The record is from RefSeq and is a predicted model, not a curated record.
UGGUUUUGCACGUCUUGGAAUUGGGACAUUUUCUCACAACAAGACGUAACUUUACACACCAUAACCACCACCAUCAUCCAUUUGACAUUAGAGGUUAGGUGCUAGUUGUGUUUUCGCACCGUCAUUUGAACCAAACAAAACUGCCCCAAAAUGGCUUUAGCCGAGAUUUGCGGAAUGUCGGACUUCGACACCUUCAGACGCGAAGCCCCCUUCGACAACGAAAUCGCCAAAAUGAGCAACAACUUCACCCACAACACUUUGCUCAGCGUACCCCCCUAUUCUAACCCGGCCGAGAACCUGGCCUACUUCUCGAAGGACGAGUCAGGUCGGGACAUCAAAAUCAAGUUUGACCACGGCACCACCACGCUGGGGUUCAUGUACAAGGGGGGCGUAGUGCUCGCCGUGGACUCCCGAGCCACGGGGGGCCAAUUCAUCGGCUCCCAAACCAUGAAGAAAAUCGUCGAAAUCAAUGAUUUUCUCCUGGGGACUUUGGCCGGGGGCGCCGCUGACUGUGUGUAUUGGGACCGCGUCCUGGCUAAGCAGUGCCGCAUGUACGAAUUACGCAACCGGGAGCGGAUUUCGGUCGCAGCCGCCUCGAAACUGAUGGCCAACAUGGUGUAUAAUUACAAGGGGAUGGGGCUGUCAAUGGGCAUGAUGCUGGCAGGAUGGGACAAAAGGGGGCCCCAGCUGUAUUACGUGGAUUCGGAGGGGACCAGAACCCCUGGGAAAGUCUUCAGUGUUGGCUCGGGCUCCAUUUAUGCGUUUGGCGUCCUGGAUUCGGGGUACAAGUGGGAUUUGACGGAUGAGGAGGCGUAUGAUUUGGGGCGCCGGUCGAUUUACCAUGCCACCCAUCGGGACGCCUAUUCUGGUGGUAUCGUCAGGGUGUACCAUAUGAAGCCGACCGGCUGGGUGCAUAUUGAUAACAACGACUGUAUGGACUUGCACUACAAAUACCAGGACGAGAAGUUGCAGGAAAUAAAUAAGGUUUAGCUUUGUAAUGAAUUAAAUUGAAUAAAUUUUUUUAACAUA